AUGGGUCGUUGUUCAAAGUUCUAUCCCAAGUCUUUUGCUGAUUUAACAACUAUUGAUGCUGAAGGAUAUAUAUCCCCAUGUGAAGCUGUUUGGAGAAUAUUUGCAUACCCCAUUCAUUCUAGAGAACUUGUUGUACAGAGAUUGAGCUUUCAUUUGCCUGGUCGGGAUCCAAUUCUAUAUAAAGAUGGUGAAGAUAUUGAUGAUAUUAUGUCAAAAUCCAGGAUUGACCAAUCAAUGCUUAUUGCAUGGAUGGAUGCUAAUAAUAAUUUAUCUUUGAUUGAUAAUGAGUUAAAAACAAGAUGCUUAUAUGAAAUUGAGAUGAUAUUGCAAGAUAAUAGGAAGAGCUUAAAGGAAUAUCCUCUUAUGCCUUUUCCAGAAUGUUUUACAUUAUUCUCAUCCUUAACACAAGAACAACAAGAUGUUUUUGAGAAAAUUGUGGAAGCAGUUUCUGAAGAAAAUGGUGGAGUAUUCUUUGUAUAUGGCCAUGGAGGAACAGGUAAGACUUAUUUCUGGAUAGUUUUGACUUCUUUUUUAAGGUCACAAGGAGUGAUUGUUCUUACUGUUGCAUUAAGUGGAAUUGCUGCUUUGCUACUACCUGGAGGUAGAACAGCUCAUUCUAGGUUUGCUAUACCAUUAACGGUGCAUGAGAAUUUUGUAUGUAAUAUCAAACAAAAUAGUGAACUAGCAAAGUUGUUAAAACAAACAAAGCUUAUCAUAUGGGAUGAAGUGUCUAUGGUUCACAGAUAUAGUGUUGAGGCAGUUGAUAAAAGUUUAAGAGACAUUAUGUCAUCUACAGAUAAUAAUAAUGCUAAUUUUCCUUUUGGUGGAAAGGUAGUGGUUUUUGGUGGAGAUUUUAGACAAAUUCUUCCUGUCAUUCCUGGAGGUGGCAGGACAGAAAUUGUUAAUGCAAGCAUAUGUUCCUCUUACAUAUGGGACUAUUGUAGUGUUUUGAUACUUACCAAAAAUAUGAGAUUAGAGGAUUUUUCACAUGCUGAUAAUGAUGAAUUGGCUUUGUUUUCACAAUGGAUCUUAAAUGUUGGAGAUGGCAAUAUAGAUGGGCCUAAUGAUGGCAUCUCUGAGAUUAUGAUUCCUACUGAGUUGCUCAUAUCAAAAUUUGAAGAUCAUCUUAGUUUUAUUGUGGAUUGUAUAUAUCCAAAUCUUUUUGAAAAUCACUUGGAUUCUAAUUGGUUGCAAUGA
This is a messenger RNA of Arachis ipaensis, 1197 nucleotides long. The record is from RefSeq and is a predicted model, not a curated record. Lineage: Eukaryota; Viridiplantae; Streptophyta; Magnoliopsida; Fabales; Fabaceae.